Messenger RNA from Nezara viridula (southern green stink bug), 1600 nucleotides. The record is from the annotation of a GenBank genome assembly. Lineage: Eukaryota; Metazoa; Arthropoda; Insecta; Hemiptera; Pentatomidae.
GUAAUUAAAUACUCUAUUCUUGAUAAAUAUUUUUUUGUAUUAAUGAAUCCACGAAAAUACUCAAAUAAAAGUAAUUGGAAUGGGAUCCUCUUGACAUCUCAUUCAUCAAAACACAUCUUUUAUGAAUGAAAGCCGGAGAAGACAUCUAUGCUACCAUGUUAUAUAUGAGUGUAGAUAAUAAACGUUUAAAAUAAAAAUUAAUAAUUUAAAAUUUAAACCAGAAACCUAUUAUUCUUAUAACAGUUAAAUAUAGAAACCGUUAAAAAAAACUGUGGGGAAAUGAAAUAUAUAAGGCAUUUACAAUUAGUAUCUAUUAGUAAAGACCAAGCUAUGUACGAGAUAGGCCACAAAAUUGUUUUCAGUUACACUAACAUAUGACACAAAGUAAACACCUGUCAUAACCUUCCUCAUCGCUUCGCGUCGCUCUGGCAAAGGAUACACAGAAGAAGGAUGAACUUUUAGCAAGAAUACAAGAAGAUGGCCUUGUCCAGGAGGAUCUGGCUGGCCGGAGCCAGGUUUGUCGGGCUGAGAUUCAGGGAGAACCCUGGUCUUCUUCCCCGACCUCCAGUUCUCGUCACGAUUCAGAGCCAACCUGUCUUCAGGAAUCUCUUCUACAAAUCUCCAGGCAGCACCAUGGAAGCUCUCAGGAUCUGGAAGUUGAUGGAAUAUCUUGGCAUGGACUACUGCUCCAUAGUGAGGAUAAGAAGAAGGAUGAAGAAGUACAGCUACCCAUGGCUCACCUAUUGCAUCCCAGCAGCUUUGAUAUUAGCUCUCGGUGACUUUAUCGGCCAGUAUCACCUCAAACCUCAUGCAGCAGAUAGGACUUUCAUGAAGUUCCUCACCGACGAAUGGAAUAUUCGUGAAACCUUGUUGUUUGCCUUAAUGGGAUUUUUUCCAGUUGGUUUCUUGUUAUCCAAAUGGAAUUUGUUCCUUUACCGCAAACUGAAAUGCCAUGGAAAAUUGAGUUUCUUGGUGACGAAGCUUCUCCUCGACUUGUUCAUCUUAACCCCCAUCUUGUUGUCAUUGAUGAUUCUUGUCUACGGCGCCUUCUAUGAUAGAAACCUAAUCAAUGAAUCAAGUGAAGAAGUAAAAAAAACCUUCAAAGAGAAAUACUGGCCAGCACUCAAGCAAUCAAUGAUCUUUAAUCUAGAAACAAGACCACUAGCAAUAUUUGCUAUAUUUUAUUUAGCCCCAAUCCACCUUCGAAGAUUGUUAAAGACUGUUUACGAAGUGAUAUUUGCAACCUACGUGACCUCUUCUAUAAGAGAAAACGUACAAGGACCAUCAGGAUCGUCACUAUCAUCAGGAUCGCCAGGAUCUGCAAAAAAUCUGUCUACUGCCAGCGGUGUCCUGAGGAGCGGGAGUGACAGCGGCUUGAAAGCCAGCCAGACUGUCGGCAGCUCGAAGGGCGGCACGCUCGACGGUGGGAGUCCGGAUUCGCUGGUAGAAGAACCCUUGGGCAGGUGGGCACGUUACAAGCGAUGGGCGUGCCGCAACAGGGGAGACUAGACCGCCGGCCUUCUUAGGUGUACGGGGAACACAGUCACAACACAAAUAGUGUCCUUUGUCAGAAUUAAAAAUUAAAUGGGUUAUAAAUUUA